GUUUGGAGUAGUGAUCCAAUAUGGCAGCUUCCAUGGUUCAAUUAUAGUGUGUUUUUAGUUACAUGUAAAUAUAUUGAAACGGAAUUUUUAUAAAUAAUUAGGCAUUGAAGCUUAAUAAUGAUGUUUGCAGAUGUAUCUCGACAAAAUCUAGUACCAUAUUUUAAGAAUUAUCUACGUUUUAAACAUAUCAUUGCUCGAUGUAAAUCCACUGGCGUUAAUUCAUUCACGUUUGAGCAUCUUACAUCUGUAACCAGGAAAAACAUUGAGACAUAUUGGAGGGAUAAGAUUAAUUUAUUUAAAUAUGAAGAAACAAAUAAUGAAAAAAAAAGAUUUUAUGUAUUAUCAAUGUUUCCUUAUCCUUCUGGAUUAUUGCAUAUGGGUCAUGUAAGAGUUUAUACAAUAAGUGAUGCCAUUACUCGUUUUUAUAAAAUGAAAGGAUACAAUGUUCUUCAUCCAAUGGGUUGGGAUGCGUUUGGUUUACCUGCUGAGAAUGCAGCAUAUGAAAAACAAUUAGAUCCUACUGAAUGGACAUAUGAUAAUAUAACUAAAAUGCGAAAUCAAUUGAGCUUGUUAAAUUAUGGAUUUGAUUGGGAUAGAGAAUUUACAACAUGUGAUCCAGAAUAUUAUAGAUGGACACAGGAGUUGUUUUUGAAACUAUAUGAAAGAGGUUUAAUUUAUCAGAAAGAAGGAUUUGUCAAUUGGGAUCCUGUUGAUGAAACUGUGUUAGCUGAAGAACAAGUUGAUGAAAAUGGUUGUUCUUGGAGAUCUGGAGCUAAAGUGGAAAAGAAAUUAUUAAACCAAUGGUUUAUUAGAACUACAUCAUUUGCUAAACAACUGCUAGAGGGUUUAAAUGAUCCAAUAUUAAAAGGAUGGGGAGAUGUAAAAAAAAUACAGCAAAACUGGAUUGGUAAAUGUAAUGGCAUUAGUUUUGAAUUGCAAUUGAUGUCAAAUAUUCCAAAUUUUCCAAAGACAUUAAAUGUCUGGACAGAGAAUCCAGAAUUCAUUGAAUAUGCGAAAUUUAUUGCAAUCUCUCCGAAAAGUUUAUUAAACUAUCCCGAAUAUUGUACAGAAGUACAAGAGGGAAUUCAAAUCAUGGAUGCUAAAGUACUGAAUCCAUUCAAUGGGGAAGAGUUACAAGUAUAUGUAACAGAUAAAGUGAAAUUUCAACCUUUCAGAGAAACUUAUAUUGGAAUACCUUCAGCUUCAAUGGAUGAUUAUCACUUUUCUGAAGCAGUUGGAAUCGAGUUUCUACGACAUUCGAUAAGAAGUUAUGAACAACAGCAGCAAAAAAUAUUGGAAGUGCUAUCCAAAGCUAAAAAAUGGAACAUUGGUGGGUAUCCAGUUAGUUCAAGACUCCAAGAUUGGCCAAUAUCUAGGCAAAGAUAUUGGGGCACACCAAUACCGAUUAUUCAUUGCUCGAAGUGUGGCAUUCAACCAGUGCCACGCGAUCAACUUCCUGUUGUCUUACCAAAAACAACAUUUUCGUUCUCGAAUAAAAGGUCUACUUUAUCGGAUGUUAAAGACUGGUUAAGUACUUCAUGCCCGAAAUGUGGUAAACAAGCAAUUAGAGAAUCAGAUACAAUGGAUACUUUUGUCGAUAGUUCAUGGUAUUUUUUGAGAUACAUUGAUCCAAAAAAUACUAAAGAAAUGUUUUCUGUUGAUAAAGUAAAAACUAUAUUUCCCGUUGAUCUGUACAUUGGUGGAAAAGAACAUGCUGUAUUGCAUUUAUAUUAUGCCAGAUUUAUAAGCCAUUUCUUACAUUCGGAAGGAUUAAUACCAAGUCCAGAACCGUUUAAGCAAUUACUUGUUCAGGGCAUGGUAAUGGGUCAAACUUACCGACAGAAGGAUACACUAAAGUAUUUAAAACCUAAUGAAGUAGAAACGCAAGGCAAGCUAACGGUGGAAAAAAAUACCUAUAAACCUGUAAUUGUUGCUUGGGAAAAAAUGUCUAAAUCGAAGCACAAUGGCGUUGAUCCUCUUGAAUUAUUAAAUGAAUACGGCAUUGAUGUAACCAGGUUGUUAAUAUUAGCGGAUGUAGCACCAACCUCAAGCAGACACUGGAGUCAUGAUACCUGUCGCGGAAUAAUGAACUGGCAAAAUCGUUUAUGGGAUAGCAUGAAAAGUUUUAUGGAUUACCGUAACAAUGUCAGCCUGGAAGAACUGCAAACAAAACCGACCGAUCCUAAAUUUCAACAGCACGAUGCAUAUAUGUUUGAUAGUCGAAAUUAUUUCUUAAAAUCCGUAACAUAUAACAUGACCGAAUCUCAGCAACUGAGUGUUGCGAUAUCAAGAAUGCAAGGACUUACAAAUAGUUUACGGAAGGUAUGUUUGGAUUGUAUGAAGAAAAGUCGUGAAUUCGAACGUGCAUUAGCUGUCCAAAUUAUAAUGCUUGCACCAAUAGUACCACACUUUGCCUCAGAAUUAUGGGCAGGCUUUUGCUCGGUUAAACAUCAUCUAAUAAGCGAAAACGAAGUUAACUUAGAUAAAGAUGUAAUGGAGCAAACUUGGCCAGAAAUCGAUAUGAAUUACAACAUGGUGAUAGCAACGUUGAUAAACUCUAAACGCAUAAAAAUGUUCAGAGUACCCAAAUACCAAUUGGAUAAAAUGUCAGCUGAGGAAGUCCUUGAUGUAGUAACAAACGAUCCAGAAAUUAAACGGCAUUUGAAAGAUAAAACGAUCGCACGAACUAACUUUCAUUCAAAGGUAGGCUACGAUACAGAAAUAGAUAUUGUUUUAGAAAAGAAUGCUGCAACAACUUGAAUCUACUCUAGAGUAAGUAAUGUGAAUAUACUGUGUAUGUAACGAUAUGAAUGAUGUAAAUAGAGUUAUGAAUAGUAUUAGUGA
This is a messenger RNA of Megalopta genalis, 2844 nucleotides long. It is a transcript of the gene LeuRS-m, whose product is annotated as Leucyl-tRNA synthetase, mitochondrial. The record is from RefSeq and is a predicted model, not a curated record. NCBI's taxonomy places the organism in Eukaryota, Metazoa, Arthropoda, Insecta, Hymenoptera, Halictidae. Gene Ontology annotation, molecular function: aminoacyl-tRNA deacylase activity; leucine-tRNA ligase activity; ATP binding. Gene Ontology annotation, biological process: leucyl-tRNA aminoacylation; mitochondrial translation. Gene Ontology annotation, cellular component: mitochondrion.